UGAGCAUAGGCAUUACUUUGCCGACAGUCAGUUUCUCAUCAGAUCAGUGGAGCUCGUCAUCUCUUCGACUUCUGUUUACUAAGUCAACUUAUAUCGAAAAGGUCUUACGAUGGCUUCCUCAGACAAGAAUGAUACGGCCGUUGAGUCCAUUGAGGAUGACGAGGCCUCCGAGGUGACUCAUUCAGGGGCUGUUGAGUCUGCAACGGCCAAGUCAACUGCUCAACCCCCCCAAGGGCGUAAAGUUUCCAACAAGACUGAGCAAGCCACUACAGAAGCUUCAAAAGCAACUCGACCUCCCCAAUCGCCCCGGACUUUACAACCGCGAGUUUCUCAGUCUCCUCGAACGGGUGGACGACCUCUAGCUCCGGCUCAGGUUCAACAUGCUCGGAUGGUGCAGCAGCAGCAGUCUCCUCGGGCUGCUCAGCCUCCGUAUCCUCAGAUGCCGCAGUCUCCUUAUCACCAGAUGCCACAGUCUCCUCACCAGAUGCCGCCAACUCCGCACAUGGCUCAGCAUCCUCAUAUGGGAUAUCCUCAUCCUCAUCAGGUUCCGCAUUCACCUUAUAUGGCUCAGUCGCCUCAUCAGAUACCUCAGUCUCCGUAUCAAAUGCCACAUAGUCCUCACCCUCACAUGUCACAAUCGCCUCAUCCGCAAAUGGCACAGAGUCCUCAUCCUCAGAUACCGCCAUCCCCAUACAUGGCACACCCUCACUAUGCUCAUCAACCGGGGCUUGCACCCCCUCAAAGCCCCCUUUUCACACCCCAAGGAACUCGUAUCAUGACACCCCAGCAAUCUCCUCUCUUUACACCAACGCCAACCCCAGGACCUCAAUCCGCUGCUCCAACGCCAGCACCGUCAGCUACCCCAGCUCCCUCAUCCGUCGCCUCAACACCCGCACCAUCUUCCGUAGCAUCUACUCCAGCACCCAAAUCUUCCUCCAGAGGCCAAGUAACAUAUGACAUGGGACCUCCGCCCAAGAAGAAGAGAGGACCGAAGCCAAAGCCGUUGUCAGAACGUAAAAUGCUACGGACUACACCGAUUGUGCGAAAGGAGGCUAGUUAUUCGAAGCGGAAGAAGGAGGAGGUUAUUACGUGGAUGCUUCAUACUCGUGUUGAUCGGAGGGGAGAAAUGGUACCGCCUUCUACGACGGAUGCGGAGAAUCACUUUCAGAUUCCGAGGAGUACCAUUGCUGGGUGGAAGAAAACGUAUUUAGGCCUUGGGCCAAUUCCAAAAGUAUUACCGUAUGAACACACAACGGACGCGCCCUAGAGAUGAAAAGUUGAAAAGUUGAAUAGACAAUUAAUAAUUAUACCUUGAUUACAUCAGA
Fusarium verticillioides 7600 is the source of this 1325-nucleotide messenger RNA. RefSeq lists its product as hypothetical. The record is from RefSeq and is a predicted model, not a curated record. Lineage: Eukaryota; Fungi; Ascomycota; Sordariomycetes; Hypocreales; Nectriaceae. The transcript has 3 exons. The coding region runs from base 110 to 1267 and encodes 385 amino acids.